AUGAAAGUUGAUGUGCCAGCUCCAAAUGAUAAAUCAAAGAUCCCAUUGCCGACCCUUUCUCAGAUAAAUGCCGAUAGAAUAACACUGCUUGCAACCCAAUAUUGGUCACCUCAAACUAAAGAUAAUCACUUGCCCUAUGAUGCUGCUAUUGUGGAGUCCAUAUAUCAAGCAGAGAUCCUUGGAUCAAAUUUUUCUGUACGGCGUAUAAUGAUGUUGGAAUUUUCUCAAUACCUCGAAAAUUAUUUGUGGCCACAUUAUGAGACGGGGAAGGCAUCUCACGCUCAUAUGAUGUCAAUAAUCGUAAUGAUUAAUGAGAAAUUCCGUGAGAGGGUCCCAGCAUGGCAGGCAUUACUAAAGAAACCAGAUGACUUUCCUGGCUUCUUUGAGCAAGUUCUUCAUGCAAGUGUAGCGGAAGACCAUUUAAGUAACAAUAUGAGGGAGCAGACAAAUCUCCUACUCUUUUUGAACCAUUGCUUUGGGAGUAUGGAGGUGCAAUUAUGCAGAGAUCAAGUGAAACGAUUGGUGUCUCUGAGCAUGUGGAUUAGUUUACAAGAAGGUCGACGAAAUCAAGAGUUCAAAAACGUGCCAAAAUGGCGGAAGUAUUGGAGGGCCAUACAGAAGAAAGACAAACCUGAACUUUUAGAUAAGUUGAACUGGGAAAGGCGAUACUUGCAGAAACUCAUGAUUAAAUUUAUGAGGACAUUGGAAAGCAUUCCUGAGGAGGGUGAUGUUAACCCAGAUAAAAUUAGAUACUGCGAGCGAUUCCUGGAGCUGAUGAUCGACCUUGAAGCAUUAUUACCAACACGACGCUUCUUUAACACCGUCAUGGACGAUUGUCACCUGGUAGUCAGAUGUCAACUAGCAAAACUCGCUGAACGCCCGGAAGGACAGCUUUUCUCACAGUUAGUGAUUUGUGCAUUGUCCUGUGAUCCUGUCAUAAUGAUUAAAGCUUCUUAA
This is a messenger RNA of Pieris macdunnoughi, 957 nucleotides long. The record is from the annotation of a GenBank genome assembly. Lineage: Eukaryota; Metazoa; Arthropoda; Insecta; Lepidoptera; Pieridae.